AUGCCCUCGUUCCAAAAAGCAGCAGCUUUGCUCGCUGCUGCCACCGGGGGCUACGGCCGAGCACUCGACAGCAUCUACCACGAUGGAGAGAACAUUGCACCAUGCAGCUCCGUACUGUACUGCCAUGGCGAGAUUCUGGAUGCCGUCCAGAUGGCCAAGCCAUUCGCCGACUCCAAGACCUUUGUGGACAUGCCAACAAAGGUGCCACUGCGGGACCUGCAAUCCGCGUAUGACCAGCUUACGAAGCCACUUCAUAACAACACCGAGCUUCUGGACUUCCUGGGGGACAACUUCGGUCCUGCCGGGCAGGAGGUGAUACCCGUAGACCCAGGGUCUCUGUUCGUCAAUGCGAGCUUCCUUGACGGGAUCGAAAAUGCCGUGAACAGGGAGUUCACCGAGGCCGUCAUCAAGCUGUGGCCAAACCUGACGCGGUCGGUCAACGAGUCCGCCAUCUGCCCCGGGUGCGAGAGAAGCCUGCUGUCCAUCAAGCGACCGUUCGUCGUCGCCGGUGGGCGCUUCCGGGAGCCAUACUACUGGGACUCGUACUGGAUCCUCCACGGGCUGCUCCGGAGCGGUGGCGAUUUCAUAGCGAUUGCGAGAGACCAGAUCGAGAACUUUUUGGAUUUUGUCGCGGACUAUGGGUUUGUACCAAACGGGGCUAGGGUUUACUAUCUCAACCGCUCGCAACCGCCGUUGUUGGCGCAGAUGGUCAGGAUAUACCUGGAGCAGACGGGAGAUACAAGCAUACUUGAUCGUGCGGUCCCCCUGCUUAUCAAAGAGCAUGACUUCUUCAUGUCCAACCGGACUGUCCAGGUCCCCAUUGAGGACAAGAACCACACACUGAAUCGAUACAAUGUCGCCAACACAGAACCUCGGCCAGAGUCGUACUUUGAGGACUAUACACAGGUCAACAACGCGUCCUAUCACGCAAUCGACGGCAGGAUAAUCCCGGCCAGAAACACCACCCAAGCAGAGAAGGACCUACAGUACAGCAAUCUCGCAUCGGGCGCCGAGUCCGGCUGGGACUAUACAGCGCGGUUCAUGACGGACCCAAACAUUGCUGCCAACAACACCUACUUCCCGCUGGCUUCCUACAACAUCAUCAACAUAGUCCCUGUGGAACUGAACGCGAUCCUGUAUUGGAACGAGGUCACCAUCGCCGGGCUCCUGCGCCGACAGCAGGCGCACAACGACACUGCAAAAGCCGAAGCAGACGAAUGGGACGCCCGGGCCGCGUCCCGCAGCGAGGCUAUGCACGCGGUGAUGUGGAACGAGACCCUGGGCAGCUACUUCGACUUCAACCUGACGUCCGGCGCGCAGGACGUGUUCUGGGCGCGGGAUGCAGACUCGCUCCCCUCAGAGCAGGCGCCGGGCGGGGCGAACCAGCAGGUCGUCUUCAACAUCGGGCAGCUGUUCCCCUUCUGGACGGGGGCGGCGCCUCGGUCCGUGGCCGGGGACCCGGCCGUCAUGAGAAGGGUGUUCUCGCGCGUGGACGAGUACCUCGGCUCGCGGAAGGGAGGGAUCGCGCCGACAAACUUCGUAUCGGGGCAGCAGUGGGACCAAUCCAACGUGUGGCCGCCGCACAUGCAAGUCCUCAUGGAGGCGCUCCUACGGACGGCGGGCGAGGCCGUUGAGGAUGGUGACGGCGCCGGCAGUAGCGAGGAGUGGGCAUGGGCACACGACCUGGCGCUGAGGAUAGGGCAGAGGUAUUUUGACUCGGCGUAUUGCACCUGGCGCGCCACAGGCGGCGGGACCCCGAGCGCGCCCCCACUGCCCAACCCGCUGCAGAACCUCGGCGGGCAGAUGUUUGAGAAGUACUCGGACCAGUCGCUCCACGAGGCUGGCGGCGGCGGCGAGUACACGGUGGCCGUGGGCUUUGGAUGGUCCAACGGGGCGCUGAUCUGGACGGCCGAUACGUUCCGCGACCAGCUGCAGACACCCGUGUGCGACGACCUCUUCGCCACGGACGGGCCCGGUACCAGAGCGAGGAGGCUGGGCAAGCGUGGUGAGCACGGCGAUGGCGCCAAUGCCGCCAGCGCAGUGGAGCUUGAUUACUUCGACGCGACUUGGACGAGUGAGAACGUUGGGGGCCUCCGGCCUGUCAAUUAG
Diaporthe batatas is the source of this 2109-nucleotide messenger RNA. RefSeq lists its product as uncharacterized. Gene Ontology annotation, biological process: trehalose catabolic process. NCBI's taxonomy places the organism in Eukaryota, Fungi, Ascomycota, Sordariomycetes, Diaporthales, Diaporthaceae. The transcript has 4 exons. The record is from RefSeq and is a predicted model, not a curated record. Bases 1 to 2109 code for a protein of 702 amino acids. Gene Ontology annotation, molecular function: alpha,alpha-trehalase activity.